Messenger RNA from Puccinia graminis f. sp. tritici CRL 75-36-700-3, 480 nucleotides. RefSeq lists its product as uncharacterized. NCBI's taxonomy places the organism in Eukaryota, Fungi, Basidiomycota, Pucciniomycetes, Pucciniales, Pucciniaceae. Bases 1 to 480 code for a protein of 159 amino acids. The record is from RefSeq and is a predicted model, not a curated record. The transcript is spliced from 2 exons.
AUGUUGUUCUUCCUAGCCGAUUCCCCUAUGCACGCCGAAAUCACCGCCACCCCCAACCCUGGGACAUCUCUGAAUCCCUGUCGAAUGUGCAAUUUACACGCCCCAUCAAAGCUAGACAAACGAUCACUAUCCUAUUUACUACAAUUUUUGCAGCUGGACUCCGAUGGAUUUCAUUCUCCCAACGUGCCACGCCAGUGGGAAAAAACCAUCGAGAACACAUACAACCUGUUCAACACGUACCUCACGGUUAACAUCACCGAAGUGAAGCGUUUGCGGCUUAUCUAUGGCGUUACCGAUUCGAUUAACAAUAAAUUUAUCGAUGGGAUCAGGAGCAAGUCACCAGUUGUGACAAAGAAGGCCGGUGAACUUAUUAAACCGAUCCAACAGAUAUGUUCAAUCCUUUCUUCAAGUUUCAAGGCUUCAAUGGCUGCACAGAUACUCCAGUUGAGAUCUUGCAUGUAUUCUUGCUUGGUGUUGUGA